Molecule: messenger RNA, 1752 nt
Organism: Camelina sativa (false flax)
Lineage: Eukaryota; Viridiplantae; Streptophyta; Magnoliopsida; Brassicales; Brassicaceae
Product: ATP sulfurylase 1, chloroplastic
Biological process (GO): sulfate assimilation
Molecular function (GO): adenylylsulfate kinase activity; sulfate adenylyltransferase (ATP) activity
Source: RefSeq, a predicted model, not a curated record
CUCAUUUUCCAAUUGAAUUGGGAACAAACCAUACCAUCAUCUCCAAGCUCUCUCUCCUCCAUUAGAGAGCCAAAAGCUUGAAGAAGCAGCCAUUAGCCUAACAAACCAUUCAAAAACAUGGCUUCCAUGGCUGCCGUAUUAAGCAAAACUCCAUUCCUAUCUCAACCACUCACCAAAUCAUCAUCCCCAAACUCCGAUCUCCCCUUCGCCGCCGUUUCCUUCCCUUCGAAAUCCCUACGCCGUCGCGGAACCGUGGGAUCAGUAGUCCGAGCCGGAUUAAUCGCGCCUGACGGAGGUAAGCUAGUGGAGCUUAUCGUGGAAGAGCCGAAACGGCGGGAGAAGAAACACGAGGCGGCGGAGCUUCCUCGCGUCGAGCUAACGGCGAUUGACUUGCAAUGGAUGCACGUGUUAAGCGAAGGCUGGGCAAGUCCACUCGGAGGUUUCAUGAGAGAAUCCGAGUUCCUCCAAACUCUUCAUUUCAACUCGCUCCGUCUUGACGACGGAUCCGUUGUUAACAUGUCUGUUCCUAUUGUUCUCGCUAUCGACGAUGAGCAAAAGGCUCUCAUCGGCGAUUCUAAACGUGUCGCUCUUGUUGGUUCCGAUGGUAACCCCCUCGCUAUCCUCACCGACAUUGAGAUUUAUAAGCAUCCGAAGGAAGAAAGGAUAGCUAGAACUUGGGGUACGACAGCUCCAGGUUUGCCUUAUGUAGAAGAGGCGAUAACUAAUGCUGGGAACUGGCUUAUUGGGGGUGAUCUUGAGGUUCUUGAGCCAGUUAAAUACAACGAUGGGCUUGAUCGUUUCAGGCUUUCGCCUGCUGAGCUACGUAAAGAGCUGGAGAAGCGUAACGCGGAUGCUGUGUUUGCUUUCCAGCUGAGGAAUCCGGUUCACAAUGGUCAUGCUCUUCUAAUGACUGAUACACGUAGGAGGCUUCUUGAGAUGGGAUACAAAAACCCUAUCCUUUUGCUUCAUCCGUUAGGAGGGUUCACAAAGGCUGAUGAUGUUCCUCUAGAUUGGAGGAUGAAGCAACACGAGAAGGUGCUAGAGGACGGUGUUCUUGAUCCAGAGACAACAGUUGUUUCGAUCUUCCCUUCUCCUAUGCAUUACGCUGGUCCAACCGAAGUGCAAUGGCAUGCCAAGGCCAGAAUCAAUGCUGGUGCUAACUUUUACAUUGUGGGUCGUGAUCCAGCUGGAAUGGGUCAUCCCGUAGAGAAACGUGAUCUUUACGAUGCUGAUCAUGGAAAGAAAGUACUAAGCAUGGCACCAGGACUCGAACGACUCAAUAUCCUUCCUUUCAAGGUUGCUGCAUAUGACAAGACGCAAGGCAAGAUGGCUUUCUUCGAUCCGUCAAGGCCUCAAGAUUUCUUGUUCAUCUCUGGCACUAAGAUGCGCACAUUGGCAAAGAACAACGAAAACCCGCCAGAUGGUUUCAUGUGCCCAGGUGGAUGGAAAGUUCUGGUGGAUUACUAUGAGAGUUUGACUCCAGCAGGUAAUGGUAGAAAACCAGAAGUGGUUCCGGUUUAAGACAAAAGACAAAACUGUCUCUGCUUCGUUUCAAGUUGUAACGUUUGUAUUGUAAGCCUUGUGGCAACAGUCAUUGUUGUAUAGGGAGAAAGCCUAUGUAUGAUUAGGCUGGACCUUUUUCCAAAUAAAUUACAGAUAAGACUGUUUCGUUUUGCAAGACAGUUUACGAAACUUGUAAUAUUGGGGUCGAAAACUUUGUACCAUACUGAAUGAAACGAUUGUGUUUAUAUA